GGGUGUGGCUGUGAUGUGGAAGAAGAAGAAGGGAAAGCCUGCACAUCAUUGAUGUUUCCUGCUGCUGCACUGACGCUCAUCAAGGAAACAUCGCUGCUGCAUUCAGGGUCAUCCGUGCGCGGUGGGAGAACACACACUCCGCCGCUCCGACACCGCUUGAAUCUCGUCGUCGUCACACGGAGGUGUCCCCCUCCCCCCUUAUUUAUUUAUUUUUUUUGUUGCUAGCAUAUCUCCGAGCCUUGCCGCGGUGGUCUUCACCCACACCUCGUCCUCCUCCAAGUCUUCUUCCCCGGAACACGCACGACCCACGGAGCGGACCUGCUGCCCAGGCCACAUUCCAGCGUUCCGACAGCGGCAUUCACCGCUUUGACGAGUCUGUGGGGGGGAUUCCUCCUUCUUUUCCCCCCCCUCUCUCUUCAAAUUUGACAGUUCCUCUUUGUGUGCGUGUAGGGUGGAGUCAAGCCUAACCUCACAUUUGGGGGGGAAAAGCAGCAACACAUUUCAGGAAGCACCAUGAAGGACGGUAUCGCCAACAACAGCACAGCCAGCAUCUCCCACGCUAGGAAAGCUGUGGAGCAGCUCAAGAUGGAGGCCUGCAUGGACAGGAUAAAGGUGUCCAAAGCCGCCGCAGACCUGAUGGCAUACUGCGACGCCCACAUACGCGAGGACCCUCUCAUCGUGCCCGUACCCGCCUCCGAGAACCCGUUCCGGGAGAAGAAGUUCUUCUGCGCCAUCCUCUGAUGAGCUGCAUGCCGAGCGCCACAGGCUGCAGGCGCGCCGUCGCCUGGCUUCUCUGUUUUCACCGCACCUGAAGCCACUUGCCGUGGGCGUCCAGUUGAGUGUAACCAGGUGGACACUGGUGUUGGUCGGCGAGAUUCCGUGGGCGGGGGGAGCCCGGUCUCAUGUCUUGUUCAAUAGGUUUGUUAUUGCUUUGUUAUUAGAGAACAACCUUGCUCAGUGCUUCAUGAGAUGAGAGGUGUUUGGUUGUUUUUUCGAAGCUUUUAUUGUGCUAGAUCUGAACAUGCCUCAGGAAACAGACAUGUGCCCAGUACAUCCUCCAUCUCUGUAUGGUGUUGAACAUCCGUAGUGCCUUUCAGUGAGCAAGCUUUAAGUAUUUGCACUGAAAGCUACAACGUGACAUUUCACUGCUUCCACUAAUGAAAAAUUGGAGUAAAGAGUCCAAACCGCCAUCCAAGUCACUUCUGCAGUGAUUCGAAAGCUCAUCUGUUUGUUGAAGCGUCACAGCAUCACUGUGCAAGCCUUUUGCUCCAAAUUAGCUCAUAAACCUUCUCAGCCGCCAUCCUGAUGCUUUUUCUGUACCCGUGUUGUUUACUUCCAUUUAAGCUUCUGAUUAGAAUACUUUCUUAAGUUCCAGGCCACGGUGUGUUUGCUGGGCAUGUUUCCUGAGUGAAUGGCGCAGCCUUUGACGCCGAAACAGAGGCGUGCAUGUUCCUCUGCUCCUUCUUCAGUAAGUCUUUUCCGUGCCAAUCCCUGUGAGAGCCGUGUCACCGCCACACCGGGCUGGGCACACUUUUCAAAAUGUUUUUCGGGUUCUAGGGAAGAAAAAGCACACUGUCGAGACAUCUCCUUUACAUGGUAUUUAAAUAGCAUUUACACAUUUUUAUGAUGAAUUGUCAACGAUGGUUUGUUAAUAUAGUUAUUAUCAGUAGUUAUUCUUGAAUAUGUGUUGCACAGCACUGACUGCUACAUGGCGUUUAGUGCUACUACGCUUGUACAAUAGUGGAAAUGAUGUACAAAUCAUCCAGUUAUAUGUGAGUAUUUUAUAAAAAAAAAAAAAAAAACAUCUGUGAAAUUUAAGGUCAUUGCCUCCUGGUGCUUGAAGAUCAAUCUUUUUCAAUUAAUUUCAGGAUAUUUCUUUAUAUACGGCUUUGCGGUUCCCUCGCUGAUUUCUUAGGAUGGUGCCAAAUUUGAAACAAUAAAUUUAACAGCUGAAGAGGAAAUUUGCAUGAUUUUAUUUGUAAAAGAAUUGGCUAGUUGCUGACUUUCCAGGAGGCCUCUCUCUGCACAUUGCAUCACGCUGGAGGUCUGACAUGUUGACAAUGUGCAGCUGUAUUCUCUUAGUUCAAUCGUUAUAUUGUUUUUUGUAAAAAAAAUAAUUAAAAAAUACUGCGUUUAAUUUGCAAACUUUGUAAAUCCUAUGAUGGACGAAUGAAUUAAAGAAAUAAAUAUA
This is a messenger RNA of Nerophis ophidion (straightnose pipefish), 2191 nucleotides long. Its product is annotated as guanine nucleotide-binding protein G(I)/G(S)/G(O) subunit gamma-4. The transcript has 3 exons. Gene Ontology annotation, molecular function: G-protein beta-subunit binding. The record is from RefSeq and is a predicted model, not a curated record. NCBI's taxonomy places the organism in Eukaryota, Metazoa, Chordata, Actinopteri, Syngnathiformes, Syngnathidae. Gene Ontology annotation, biological process: G protein-coupled receptor signaling pathway. Gene Ontology annotation, cellular component: heterotrimeric G-protein complex. The coding region runs from base 514 to 741 and encodes 75 amino acids.